UAAAGUGUCCAUAUAAUGACAAUGAGCAACUCUGCAGGGGCUGCUGGACUGGGUGGAGUCAGGAAUGAGUGGAAAGAGGAGGAGGAGGUGAAAGGGGAAGUCCUCUCAGUCGCAGUAGCGUUAAAUCUCCACACCCUUUUACCCGGAAACAACAGGGCUCAGCUGCGUGUCAACUUGUACAAGUUUGUCCAAAUGGCGAUGAUUUCAGAGUUCCUGGGACAACUGACCCUCACUACUGGGGCCGAGGAGCCCAAAUACCCAACAGUUUUGCCUGCUGUGGACUUUGACCCCGACAAGGAUGCUGCAAGGAUAGAGACAGCCAUCAAAAUUAAAGGUGUGGACGAGCAGACCAUCAUCAACGUUCUGACAAAGCGGACCUACUCUCAGAGGAGGGAGAUAGCGUUUGCUUAUGAAAAGAGAGCAAAGAAGGACAUGAUCUCAGCCCUGAAGGGGGCACUUUCUGGCUCUCUGGAGUCUGUCAUACUGGGCCUGAUGAAGAGCACGUCCCAGUACGACGCCUCAGAGAUCCGAGGAUCCAUCAAGGGGCUGGGGACUGACGAAGAAACGCUGAUAGAGAUUCUGUGCUCACGCAGCAACUCUGAGCUGCAGGAUAUCAAGCAAGUCUACAAGGAGUUGUUCAAGAAGGACCUGGACAAAGACGUUGCAGGGGACACGUCUGGGAACUUUGCAAAGCUGCUGCUGGCACUGGUGCAGACCAAGCGGGAGGAGCCGUCCUCCUUGAUAGACAACGAGAAGAUAGAUCAAGACGCCAAAAAACUCUACGACGCCGGCGUGAAGGUGAAAGGAACCGACGUGGCCACUUGGAUCUCCAUCAUGACGGAGAGGAGCGUCCCACACCUGCAGAGAGUGUUCCAGCGCUACAAGAGUUAUAGUCCCUACGACAUGCAGGAGAGCAUCAUGAAGGAAGUCAAAGGAGAUCUACAGAAGUCAUUCCUGGUUCUAGUGCAGAGCUUUGAAAACAAACAGUUGUUCUUUGCCAACAGACUGCACGAUGCCAUGAAGAGUAAAGGAGCCAAGGAGAAGGUGGUGACCAGAAUCAUUGUAUCGCGCUGUGAGGUGGACCUGAAGAAGAUCUGCUCGGAAUACAAAGCACACCAUGGCCAGUCUCUUCACAAGACCAUCAUGGAACACACCAAAGGAGACUACCAGAAGGUUCUACUCAGCCUCUGCGGACCGGACGAGUAAAUGACCAAAUCAGUGGUCAGCAUCACUUUCCACUCGUGAAGAUAACUGGAACUAAAAUAUUCCAACAUCUAUAUGAAGAAUCUGUAUAUGUUUUAUUGCAGCAAUAAAGUGACACGCCUUAAGAUUC
Molecule: messenger RNA, 1333 nt
Organism: Nerophis ophidion (straightnose pipefish)
Lineage: Eukaryota; Metazoa; Chordata; Actinopteri; Syngnathiformes; Syngnathidae
Product: annexin A2-A-like
Exons: 14
Coding region: 16-1206 (396 amino acids)
Cellular component (GO): cytoplasm
Molecular function (GO): phospholipase inhibitor activity; cytoskeletal protein binding; calcium-dependent phospholipid binding
Source: RefSeq, a predicted model, not a curated record